Molecule: messenger RNA, 1287 nt
Organism: Leptosomus discolor (cuckoo roller)
Lineage: Eukaryota; Metazoa; Chordata; Aves; Leptosomiformes; Leptosomidae
Source: RefSeq, a predicted model, not a curated record
AGCCAGCAGACAGAUUGUGGAAUAGCAGUUUUAAAUAAGGAAAUAGUGCAGCUGUCCAACUACCUGAAGGAGGCCCUGCACCGCGAGCUGCUGCUCAAGCAGAAGAUGGUGAUUUUGCAGGAGCUUUUCUCCACGCUGCUGCAAGCGUCGGAAAAAUCCUGGCAGGGUCAGCUGAAUGAAGAUAAACUGAAGUGUAAACUAAGGGCGCUUGAAAAUCAGCUGCAGGCUUGCACCCAGAGUUACUCGAAGGAGUGUGUGAAGAAGAUCUUGAUAGAGAUGGAGGACCAGAAACAGACCUACGAGCAGAAGGCAAAAGAGGCUCUUCAGAAGAUGCUGGAGGACAAACUCCAAACAGAGCAGCAGCUGCAAAACUCUCAGAGAAGCCUGGCAGCAACGAGAGAGGACCUUGCCUUUUGGAAAGAGCACUACACCACACUCAAAGCCGAAUUGACCAAGGUGACCACGGCGCACACCGAGCUCCAGAACAGCUUCCACGUUCUGCAAAGCGAACUGCAGGUGCGUGAGCUCCUGGACGAGCAGCUCGGCCAGGCCCUGCGCAGCCUGCAGAGCGAGCACGCCGCGCUGCGCCAGCACGCCAGCGCCUUGCGGGAGGACAAUGACCAGAAGGCAGAGCACAUCAGCGCCAUCGAAGAUAAAUUGCAAAAAGAACAAAAGCAGAAGGUAACACUGGAGGCAACAAUCAGCCAUUUGCACAACUUGAUACAGAACCAGACCAGUGAACAGAAGACCCAGGAGGCAGCAGUGCAGAGGAAAGACCAGGUUUUCACCACGCAGACCCCACCUCUCACUCCUGCCAAGGAAAACCAAAAUGCUCUGUUAGAGCACCCUGAGGAGGAGGAGGGAGAAGAAAGUCUGAAGGAUGAGAUGCAGAAAAGGACAUCCCAGCUUACAGCAAAGGAGAACGAGGUGGUACACGGGGACACACGGGUGGCAGAAGUGAAAAUCCCCCGUCACCGCAGUGCCCGUGCACGGGCGAAGCGCUGCAGCUGCUGCGGGAGCCCUGCUGCGCUCGGUGCGUACGAAAGCGAGGGGAUCCCUCCUGCUAACGGCCCCUCGCUCUGCUUGCAGUGCACGGAGCUGCGCUCGGAGCUGGAGGCCCUGAGCGAGGAGUACCGCUCCUGCCUGACCAGGCUGCGCCAGUGCCGGGACGAGCUCAACCGCUUCCAGAGCAAGCAGGCACAGAGACGGCGCGGUCACUGGAUCCCUCUCCUGGUGGCAGUGAUAGCAAUGGCCGUAGCCACCUUCCUUGCAAGUUACAGGCUAUGA